Molecule: messenger RNA, 1965 nt
Organism: Aspergillus sclerotioniger CBS 115572
Lineage: Eukaryota; Fungi; Ascomycota; Eurotiomycetes; Eurotiales; Aspergillaceae
Product: IlvD/Edd family dehydratase
Exons: 3
Coding region: 1-1965 (654 amino acids)
Molecular function (GO): hydro-lyase activity
Source: RefSeq, a predicted model, not a curated record
AUGCCGUGUGGCUCUUCCGAAGCGUGCCAGGGCUGCUCCUGUGCGCCAACCGAGGGCCAAUCAUCAUCGAUCAACAUUGAAGAUUGCCUAAAAGAGCUCGAGCUGCUGCGCAAGCGCAACUGUGAGUUAGAAGAAACGCUUAAGGUCCAAACCGAAUCCAAGCCCAAGGUCUCUAUUAGUGCCCCCGGCCGACCGCUACGCUCAUCCAAAUGGUUCAACUGCCGCGAUGAUCCCGGCAUGACGGCCAUCUACAUGGAGCGCUAUUUCAACUUCGGCAUCACCCGCGAGGAGCUCAUGGCUGGCAAACCCAUCAUCGGUAUCGCCCAAUCAGGGUCGGAUCUGGCACCUUGUAAUCGACACCAUCUGGAACUGGCUAAGCGGGUUCGAGAAGGCAUUCGGACAGCCGGGGGAAUUGCUAUCGAGUUUCCGACUCAUCCCAUUCAAGAGACGUCCCGCCGUCCGACUGCGACGCUAGAUCGGAACCUGGCGUACCUAUCGCUGGUGGAGAUCCUGACAGGAUAUUUUCUGGACGGAGUGGUACUGCUCACGGGAUGUGAUAAGACGACGCCUGCCUGUCUGAUGGCCGCGGCGACAGUAAACAUUCCAGCCAUAUGCAUGAACGUGGGGCCCAUGUUAAAUGGAUAUUCUCGGAACAAGCUCACGGGAUCAGGGUCCGUAUUGUGGAAGGGACGGGAGAUGUAUGCAUCGGGCGAGAUCGACGACAAGGAGUUCAUGGAUUACAUCGCGCGAGGGACCCCAUCGGUCGGGCACUGUAACACCAUGGGCACCGCGUCGACGAUGAAUGCCCUGGCAGAGGCGUUGGGGAUGGCACUCCCCGGGUCGGCAGCGAUCCCUGCAGCAUACCGGGAGAGGGCGCAGUGUGCCUACGAGACGGGCUGUCGGAUUGUAGAAAUGGUGCAGGCUGAUCGAAAGCCCAGCGACCUGAUGACCCGCGAGGCGUUUGAGAAUGCCAUUGUCGUCAAUGCCGCGAUUGGUGGCAGCACGAAUGCCCCAAUUCAUAUCAAUGCCAUCGCCCAACACAUUGGCGUCGGAGUGAAUAUGGAUGACUGGGACCAGAUCGGGUCCGAAGUUCCGCUGCUCUUGAACAUGCAGCCGUCUGGUGAGUAUUUAGGAGAGGAAUAUCAUCGGGCUGGAGGUCUCCCCGCAAUCCUAGCCGAACUGCUCGACGCAGGAAAGCUCCAUCCGAAUGCCAUGACGUGCAACGGUCAGACCUUGGCUGAGAACAUCCGGGGGAAGCACUCAUGGGACCGACGAGUCAUCCGCCCCUACCGAGAUCCUCUGAUGGACCACGCCGGCUUUAUUCAUCUCUCUGGUACGCUCUUUGACUCGGCUAUCAUGAAGGUCUGCGCGAUCUCGCCGGCCUUCCGUCAGCGAUACCUCUCCGACCCCCAAGACCCCGAGGCUUUUGAGGGCCCAGUUGCCGUAUUUGACGGACCGGAAGAUUACCACCGGCGACUGGAGCACAUGGACCAGAUUCAUGAGCGGACCAUCCUGGUCAUGCGCGGCGUCGGGCCACGCGGGUACCCGGGAGCUGCGGAAGUUGUAAACAUGCACCCCCCCAGUCGGCUGCUGAAGCAGGGAAUCGACGCGUUGUUCUGCAUUGGAGAUGGACGACAAUCCGGGACAUCGGGCUGUCCCUCGAUUCUCAACGCGAGUCCGGAGGCCGCCGUGGGAGGGAAUUUGGCUAUUCUGCAGGACGGAGAUCACCUUCGCAUCGACCUCCGCAAACGCCGAGUCGACAUGCUACUAAGCCCGGAGGAGAUUCUCCGUCGUCGACAGGACCUGGAUGACAAAGGAGGCUUCCAGAUCGUGCCCAGCGGAACCCCGUGGCAAGAGAUUUACCGACAGGAGACGGACCAGCUGGGGAACGGUAUGGUGCUGCGUAAGGCUGUCAAGUACCAGCGAUUGGCACAGCAGGCAGAGGGACCUCGACAUAAUCAUUAA